UCUCUCUAAGAGCGAGGAUAUAAAAUAGCAAGCAAAGCUGUUUCUCCGCCUUUGUCUCUCUUUCACAGAAACAGGGGAGAGAAGAAUGUGAAGUCAGGAUGGCCGUUGCAAGCCCGGCGCUCUGUGCUUUCUUCUUCAUUCUCCUUCCUGCCAUUGCUGCUGAAAGUGGCCUGGAAGACUAUUCAGGCUCUGGUGAGUCAUCUCAUGUUUUUCUCUAAAGCGCGGAAUAAUUCCGAAAUUCAAAAUUCAGAGGAUGGCAGUGUUCCAGUUUCCAUGUUGUGCUGGAAACUGUGAAUUCGGUGGGUUCACCUUUAAAUGUGGGUGGAACUGGAUUGCUUCCUCCAUCCCUACUCUAGAAGGUUAUGUGUAUGACUUCACUCUAGUAUGCCAUUCCUGCCCCACUUGGUGGCCCCCCUGCUCAUUCUAAUUGGUGGGGCCUGGACUUCCACCCCACUGUGAAGGAAAGGAAUCCAGUCACCCAAAAUGUAACAAUAUUUUUUCUAGAAAAAGAGGUGUCAGAACUCACCGUGAACGCCUCCCUUGUUAUCUUUAUAAUGCCAAUGGUACCCACCUGAGAGGUGCUGGAACUGAGUUCCUGUGAGUUCCCGUUGGGGGGAAGCCCUGCCAAUGGUAUUUUUGGCUAUGCCAAGCUGCCACAGAGGGGUCAGAUUUGGGGCAAAACCCUCUAAACCCCAACAAAUAGGGCACACAGUUUUCCCCCCUCCUUGACAGUAUAACUUUCGGGGUGUUCACAAAUUGACAUUCAGCAAAUAUACGAUCCCAGCACAAAAGUCAAACUGUGCUAAUAAACAUGGGUACACUUUUACCCAAACAGUGGUCCAUGUGUAGAGACAUUUGUGUUCAGUGUAAAAUGUGAGCAAGCCUUCUGGUACUUGUUCUACCCUGGAGUUCUGCCAGAAAAGACCAGAGUUCAGCACUUCAUGAAUAAGCAUUCAUAGAAAGCUCCAGCCUUCUAGCUGAAAAGCUGUCUAGUCAGACCAACCUUUCUAAAGAGUCAGGAACCUGCAGCCUCACAGGUUUAGUUGGACUCGAACUCCCAUCAGCUCCAGCCAACAUGGCCAAGGGUCAGGAGUGAUGGGAUUCUGGAGGGCCACAGGAAAGAAUUAGUGGCAGCCAAAAUUCCCAUGACUUUAUUUAACCUCCUUGAUAACCUGAAUUCAUGUCAUCCUUGUUUAGACUGUUGUUGUUGUUUAGUCGUUUAGUUGUGUCCGACUCUUCGUGACCCCAUGGACCAGAGCACGCCAGGCACUCCUGUCUUCCACUGCCUCCCGCAGUUUGGUCAAACUCAUGUUUGUUGCUUCGGGAACACUGUCCAACCAUCUUGUCCUCUGUCGUCCCCUUCUCCUUGUGCAUCUUUCCCAACAUCAGGGUCUUUUCCAGGGAGUCUUCUCUUCUCAUGAGGUGGCCAAAGUAUUGGAGCCUCAGCUUCACGAUCUGUCCUUCCAGUGAGGACUCAGGGCUCAUUUCCUUCAGAAUGGAUAGGUUUGAUCUUCUUGCAGUCCAUGGGACUCUCAAGAGUCUCCUCCAGCACCAUAAUUCAAAAGCAUCAAUUCUUCAGCGAUCAGCCUUCUUGAUGGUCCAGCUCUCACUUCCAUACAUCACUACUGGGAAAACCAUAGCUUUAACUAUAUGGACCUUUGUUGGCAAGGUGAUGUCUCUGCUUUUUAACCAGGGGCAAAUGAGUACAGAUCUCCUUGUAUCUAUGACAGUUAUAUCAAAGGGCCAAACUAGAUGUGGUAUUUCCAAAAAGAAUUGCUGUUACGCUUAUUUAUUUAUUUUGCAAGAAAAUAGCUGGUGCAGGGGAGUCUGAGCUGGAUUGGGUUUGGAAAUGGAGGCUUAACUUGGGGGUGGGGAUCCUGUGGCUCACCAAAUGUCAUUGGACCCCAGCUGCCAUUAGCCCCAGCUAUAAACCCAACUGGAGGGACACAAGUUCCCCAACCCUACUUGAAUCUUUUUCCCACCCACCUCCGCUGUCCCAAUCCAUCUUGCCCCCACACCAAUUAUUUGCUGUUUUACAUCAGCUGCAUAAGGGCAACUAAGUAGGUGGCAAACUCUAGGCCCAAUUCAGAUGGACAUCAUGUCCAGUUUGGCCCAAGGAGGUGCAGAUGUUCUCAUCCCUUGCUAAGGCUGUUGGUCCUGGUACAGCUUGGUCUGAAACGCCAAAUCCUCCUUUUCUUGUGUGUCAUGCUAUGCUGCAACUGGUGAGUUGCCCUUGAUUUGCCAUGAAGUGUACAAAUGCACAAGCAAUGCAGGUUGCUCCCAGGUCAGACUAUAGGCUGAUCUAGCCUGGUGUUGUGUAUACCAGCUAUGGGUGGAUGAAUCUAUCCACUUCAAUAUUGCCCUGUUUCUAAUUUUUCCUUUCUAAAAAUGAUUUCUCCACAUUCCCAAAGACAUUUGUCAAUUAUUUAUCGUUGUUGCUUUUUUUAAAAAAUCCUCAUGAAAAUUCAUCAGCAUUUUAGUGCUCCUGAUGAACAUUUUUCUAUGCAGUUUUGACACAACUUUGUGCAAGCAGAUUUUCCUAAUACAGUGCAUUUUAAAUAAUAUAUGAUCUGUAUGCACAUUUUUAUCAAAUAUAUGCAUUUUAAUGCUCACAUUUUCUUACUUUUGUGCAUAUUGGUUGAAGAUCAGCUUUGAAAAAUUCAAGGAAGUGAGACUUUCAAAGGAUAUUUGUGUUAAGUCUGAAUUAAGUUAUUUCUCGUUCAAAUGCAAAAAAUAAAUACGGUAAACUUUCUCUCCCAUUCCCACUGGCUGCAGCUCUCAAGGGACCUCUCUGGCUGUGGUCUUACCUGCUUCCUUUUAACAAGCAAUGCCACUGUCAUAACCUGGGACCUGCUUACCAUGCUGCUUCAGCCAAAAUACUACCUUCCUCUGAGGAUCCCAGUCCCCUUCUGUAUCUGGUCACCAUAGCACCUAUCCAGAGGUGGGGAUCCUGUGGGAGCCAAAGUCCCAUCAGACUACAGCUCUCUUCAGCCCUGGAGAGCUUAGCCAAUGGUCAGGGAUGAUGGGAAGUGUAGCCCAACCACAUCUGAAGGGCCUCACAUUCUCCACCCCUUUCUCAAAGCUUUCAGAUUAAAUUAGAGUUAGGGAACCUAACACCUCUCACACGUCUUUACCAUGUGGUGCUGAACUUGUUAAUGCUGUGAAUUAAAAGAUGAUCAACAGUGCUGUGCAAUCGUUCUAGGAAACAUGCAAACGAAAGGUGUAAUGCAAGGACAAUGAGUCAUUGAGAAAAGAUCUGUUGCUGAAAGUUUCCUUGCUACUCUUGCCUCUUCUAGAGGGAACGCGUUGACUAAGAGAGAAGUGGUCAUGCACCCCACAUAAUAUCCAAAAGCUGGUGCCCUCCAGAUGUUUUAGACUACAAUUCCCAUCAUCCAUAGCAAUCUGCCAUGCUGACUGGGGAUGAUGGGAAUUGCAGUCCAGAACAUCUGGAGGGCACGAAGGUAGGCUGUAUCAGAGGAUUGUCCUCUAGCUGAAGGACUGUCAGGGGAUUUAGAUUUACCAGUCCAAGUCUGGUUUGAACAUAAAGAAGCAUAAGAAGCAAGAACAGGAGGCACUUUGAAAUUACCCCAAGGGGUGGCAAGCAGACAGGGGAAGCACCCAGUUUCCCCCACUAGGGUAAGAUGUAUUGUAUUCCUUAGAAUCUUCAGAAAGUUUUGCUUUGAAUGACAAAGACCCGGUAUGGGUUUCCUCAAAAAUGAGUCAUGCCAGACAAAUCUCAUUUCUUUUAUUGUUAGAGUUACAAGUUUGGUGGAUCAGGGGAAGGCUGUGGGCAUAAUGUGCCUUGAUUUCAGCGCGGCUUUUGCCAAAGUCCCCCAUGAUAUAAAUUAUAUUAUUAUUUUUUAAAACUAGUGUUUAUACAUACAAAUUAGCACAUGCAAAUUAAAUGCACAUUAGUGCCUUGGCCCUUUUUUCUUUCUUCUUGGCAGUGCAUAAGCCGCUAUCCACACCACCUCCCAGCCUAGCCCCUUUCCAGCAAGCAAGCAUUAAAAAUUGCAUUUAUGUACUUAUUAAAAUAUGAUUUUCCCACACUUUUUUUUAAAAAAAAAGAGUACAAAAAUUUAAGAAGAGAUAGGACUGCAGAAAGAGUGAAUUGGGUAGACUUGUCUUUAAAUGUGAACUGAGCUGGAUUUCAUCCCCAUCUCCAGCUGUGUGCCUAUGCUGGCUGCUCACAACGCCCUCCCCUCCCGCCGCCCCAUACCAUGGAAUUUGGCGGGGCUGGGAAGGGUUAAGCACAGUGCCGGCACACAAGAUUUCAUGUUAGCUCAGCAAAGGCUCAAGGCAAACAUGUGAUUCUGCCAAGAUUCAGGCAAUCUGGCCCCCUGCAAUCUCAAUGGAUAUUUCUCAGCUUCCCACCACCACCAGCUAUAAGAAGGUAAAUACAAAAUGGAACCAUGGACCAUCAGAGAAUGCAAACAGAAGGGGGAGGGGGAGGCUGAACUCAAAAACUAAAAUAUUAACGGUAUAUUAUCAGUGCAUUCCUUAAGAAGUACUUACAACUUGUCAGACUGCAGUCCGCAGCAUUACUUUUAUAGUCUUCUCUCCUCAGGCACCUGUUCAGAAAGUGAAAUGGACAUGGACUUCACGUGUGUCAUUCGAAUGCCAGCGAUCCAAACAAGUAUCUUGCUUUGCAACAUCACGAAGAUUGGGAUGAACCUGAGUGAGGCUAACGCUCAGUUUACUCUGUAAGAAGCUUUCCAGUGCAUUAAAAUGUGAUUACUUUUUUGUAAUAAUUCCUGAAUCAAAUUAUCUUAAUAGUUCAAUGUUCCAGUGGACCUUCUUAGAAUUUCUUGAUCUUGACAGUUCAUCAAGAAGAAUUAAUCCAGUAUUAGAUGCUACUGCAAGGAUGUGCAAUAACAUUCGAAGUAGUGUUGCCAUACGUCUGGGAAAUCCUGGACAUGUCCUCUUUUGGGGGGGGCAACAUAACCCUCCAGGGGGAUUUUUACAUUUUAAAAUAAAUUUAAAAGCGUUGAGAAAUAUCCUCUAACACAGGGGUCAACAAACUUUUUCAGCAGGGGGCUAGUUUACUGUCCCUCAGACCUUGUGGGGGGCUGGACUAUAUUUUUUUGGGGGGGGGUGGGAAUGAAUGAAUUCCUAUGCCCCACAAAUAACCCAGAGAUGCAUUUUAAAUAAAAGCACAUGUUCUACUCAUGUAAAAACACACUGGUUCCCGCACCGUCCGCAGGCUGGAUUUAGAAGGCAAUUGGGCCAGAUCCCGGCCCCGGGCCUUCGUUUGCCUACCCAUGCUCUAACGCCACUGACAACCACCCAAACAAGAGAUUCCCCAACACCACAUCCAACACUGUGAUGAAAGGAUUGUGCUGAAAUCCUCUCUUAUUCUGUAUAUUUAGGACCAUUAGGUUGAUUGUCAGUUUCCAAAAACAGAGUCAUAAAUUGUUAUGUUUUCAUAGUGUUUGAAAGCUUCAACUAUUUCAUUUCAGCCCUAAUAUCCUUCACAGGUAUGGGGGGAAAACCUCCAGUUGCUUAAUGGAGAGCCAGCUGCAAGGCAAAUGUCCUUUCGAAAAUGUUGAAUUCAUUAAUCCCGUGGAAGUUUGCUUGAGCGUGACGACGAUACAGCAAUGUGUGGAAUGCCAGACCUUGAAAGCAAGCGAUAUCAGUGAGCUCCUUCCCAAUGUUAUCAUGUGCAUGAUUUAGAUUUGUUUGCAAUUUCUAUACCUAACAGUUACCUCUUCCAAGCCCACACUUGACCAGCGUGUUCACAAGAAUAUCAUGGGGGACUUUGUCAAAAGCCGUACUGAAAUCAAGACACAUUAUGCCCACAGAAUUCCCCUGAUCCCUGAUGCACACUGCCAAUACAUAUAGCACAAAUAAACACUCCAUAGGCUCAUGACCGGUUGAGAACUGUCACUUCCAACGCUACUAGGCUUUGCCAUAUCUGAAUGUAGUCCCACAUAACCACUUGUUGCAUGAACGUUGGCUGUAGAUUCACAUUCACAUUCCAUCUCCUUUGCACGAAAUCUGGAAAUAUGCAGUCUUCAGAAAGAUUUGCUUUGAAUGACUAAGACCCUGUAUGGAUUUCCUCAAAAAUGAGUCAUGCCAGACAAAUCUCAUUUCUUUUAUUGUUAGAGUUACAAGUUUGGUGGAUCAGGGGAAGGCUGUGUUCAUAAUGUGUCUUGAUUUCAGUGAGGUUUUUGACAAAGUCCCCCAUGAUAUUCCUGCAAAGACGCUGGUCAAGUGUGGGCUUGGAAGAGGUAACUGUUAGGUAGAUUUGCAGCUGGUUGACCCAACCCAAAGAGUGCUCAUUAAUGGUUCCUGGUCACCCUGAAAAAAGUGACAAGUGGGGUGCAACAGUAUUCUGUCCUAGGUGAGUUGUUGUUCAAAGGCUUUCUGAACAACUUGGACAACGGAAUUGAGGGGGUGCUCAUCAAAUUUGCAGAUGAAAACAAACUGGGAGGGGUAGGUAAUGCUGCAGAAAACAGAAUCGGGAUUCAAAAUGACCUUAAUAGAUUGGGAAACUGGGCCCCAACUAACUGAAUGAAUUUCAAUAGGGACAGAUGUCAGGUUCUACACUUAGGCAGGAAUGACCAGCUGCACAAAUAUAAGAUGGGGGGGGCACCUGGCUUAGCAACAGUACAUGUGAAAAGGAUCUAGGGAUCUUAGCAGACCACAGGUUUCACAAGAGUCAAAAGUGUGAUGCAGUAGCAAAAAAACAAAAGCAAAAGGAUAAUGCUAUCCUAGGCUGCAUCAACAGACAUAUAGUGUAUUGAUCCACGGAAGUUAUAGUCCUGCUCUGUUCUGCCUUGGUCAGACCACACAGAGAAUACUGUGUCCAGUUCUGGGAGCGAGAAUUUAAGAAAGCUAUUGACAAGCUGGAACGUGUGCAGAGGUUGGCAGUUAAGAUGAUCAAGGGUCUGGAAACCAAGCCUUAUGAGGUUCAGGAUACUACCAGAAGAGGCCUAUAAAGUUAUAUGGAUUAAUAGGUGCAAACAGUUGGAUAAACUUAAAGCACCAUACUCUGUGGAGUUUCCUGGAAAUAAGUUCCACUAUGUUCAUUGAGGCUUAUUCCCAAGUGAAUGUGUACCUGAAAGAUUAUUGAUGGAUCAAUCCAUCAACCUCUGAUGGAUGAUUCAGAUGGAUUGGGUCCGGCAUCACUUUUAUUGCGUAUGUGUGCCAGUAUCCAUACCCAGCAGAGUUACAUCUCAACGCAGCUCCUCCCUUGGAAGCAUCUUCGGGGUUGAAGGUACACACAGUAGACCACAAACACUCAUGGAAGCCAUGAAGAUUCAGAUUACUUGAUGGGCAUAAAAGCAUAUUGGUAGCAAAUAUAUAUAGACAUUCACCACUGCUGUGGUCAAGGCAUGCGUAGAGUCCAACAAGAGUCUCUCUUCUUCUCUCACUGCAAGGUGCAAGCAAGAGACUCACAACAAGUUACAACAAGUUACACAGAACCAUUGUUAUUGGUACUUCCUGUCACACUACACAUGUCCAUAGAACAGCUCCCACAUAAAAUGUCCUUGCAUAAACAAAACAAUCUCAGCCUUCUGCUGCUUCUUGAAACUAUUUCUUUUUUCUCCUCUGUUUCUGGAACAAAUUAUUGUCUUUCACACACACAGAAUAUCCAACAAGUGCCACGUGCCUCAUACACCCUACUGAUCACUAACACUCCUCAGGUGAGGACCUCCUGCAAAUGCCAUCUUAUCAGGAGGUCCGUUCUGCACAAUAUAGGAAACAGGCCUUUGGUGUUGUGGUACGUGCCUUUUGGAAUUCUCUCCCAUUAAACAUUAGACAGGCGCCAUCUCUGUUGUCUUUUUGGUGCCAACUGAAGACCUUCAUCUUCCAACAAGUCUCCUUACUAAAGAACUUUCUCAGUCCGCUUCCAUACCAGAAUUCUUUUUAGAUUUCUAUGUUCUCAUUUACAGUUAAACCCGAAGCACCAUUUGACUUAGGAAUUAUCUACGAAGAAGAGGCAGAUGAGUAUUUCAUUAAUUUCUCAACUCCACACAAUGGAUGGUAUCUUGAGGGACAUCUAACGCAUGAACUAGCAUACCGGCAGCAAAACAAACACUGGACUGUGAGUAAGAAUGUGUCAUUUUAAUUGACCAUAAGUGUGCUCUUUCCAUUUUCAGUUCUGUAUGUGUCAAAAACAGAUAAUAUUUGAGAUCUGUCUUUUAGUUGAAAGCUACAUGCAGUUAGAUCCAGAAAUAGUUAGUUGCACUUUGUUCCCAUUAUAAUGAACAAGAUUGGAGUUAGUCAUCAUGGCUGAUUUUUCAAAUUGUUGUCAAUGAAUAAAAAAAGUGGCUAAAUUGCAAUGCAAUCCUCUGGCUCCGGCCGGGGAGGGCAGGGUACAAAUAAAUAGAUAAAUAAAUGAUGACGAUGAUGAUGAUGAUGAUGAUGAUGAUGUAUAACUGCUCAGGAGUAAGUCCUAUUUAAUUCAAUGAACCUUAGCCCUAUAUGUUUAUAGGGUUGUGGGUGUGCUCUGGAUCUAACCUGUGAAAAAUAUCCACUGCCUUAUAUAUCCACAGUGGACUAAUUUAUGUAGAAAGUGGGCUCCUUAAUUUAACCCCGUAGGUGAGGGAGUUGUAAGCAGGUAGUAGAAAUGGUUGAAAUCAAUUUGGAAAAAUUAUUUAACAUACACUAGGAGAAAACCAGUAAAUGUAUUUCAGCUUAUGAGAGGUGUAAGCCUAACCCACAAAUGAUAUUAAAGGAAAAUCAGAAGUACUUUACAGUGGUACCUCGGGUUACAUACGCUUCAGGUUACAGACUCCGCUAACUCAGAAAUAGUGCUUCAGGUUAAGAACUUUGCUUCAGGAUAAGAACAGAAAUCGUGUUAUGGCGGCACGGCAGCAGCAGGAGGCCCCAUUAGCUAAAGUGGUGCUUCAGGUUAAGAACAGUUUCAGGUUAAGAACGGACCUCCGGAACGAAUUAAGUACUUAACCCGAGGUACCACUGUAUACAUAAAUUAAUUGUGGGGAAGGGAAAAUACAAGGAACGAUGUAAGCAGGGUAGGGUGGGAUAAGGAUACAAUUAUAUGGAAGUGUGAAACAAUUAAAGCAUCAGGGAAAGAGGCUAUUACAUAGAAGGGCUACAGAUGUGAAAAUUGAAAUCAACUACAAUUUAACUAUUGCUUUAGCAUACACUGGACCACUUAAAUCCCUCCAGUCAAGGCUUCUAAAGCUAUGACAUUAAACACAUUCACUGAACGCCAGAGCACUUAUUUGUGACUGAGCAGUGCCAAGGCCUGGUUAGAACAAGCCUUGUGAAAUUUGUAUUCCAGGUCUGUCCCUCUGUUGGUUCUCAGAUGGUAGACCUGCGCUCUAUCUAUGGGUGGAACUGGCAUCCAAACUCGGCAUCACUGCUGAAACCCUGAAUUCUUUCCCUGGCUCCCUUCAUGUCCUCCAGGCCUUCAUUCAUUGCACUGCUGCUACAACCAACUUCACAGUUGCAUUUCUCUAAAAAAACCAAAACAUUCAAUGCCACAUUCCCUUCAAUAAUAUGGGUAGAACAAUACAGGGGUACUUUGCAGGGCUGGUGUAGCCCACACUUUCUCAGCCACUCUCUCAUACAGGACGUGGGGUCAGCUCACAUAAAUAUGAGGACCAAAUCAAAUUCUCUUCCAUCCGUCCCUAUAAUCUGGAUUCCAAUAAAACAGCUUUGGAAUGGGCUGUUGUUCCCACUGCCAGAAGGCUUCUCUUAGGCAGGAAGCUUUGAGGUAAAUAAAUGUUUCGCUAUGUGCAAAAGCUUGGAAACCUACUGGUUCUCAAAGCGAUUUUUGUUUCCUGACUUUUUGAUAAGCAAAAAUUUAUUCCCCCUUUUUAGUCCAGACAGACCGAUUUCCUGACAUUAAAAUUUCUGGCAAAGGAAUUUCAGCUGGGAACAUAUGAGAUGAAAGCCCGGUCAAAGCCCAAUGGCAAACUUUUCAAGGGCACGUGGAGUGAAUGGAGCUCUUCGAAAUCCUUCAAAACUGCAGCAAAAAGUAAGUACAGACUUUUGCUUCACUGCAAACCAAAGUGCAUCACAUGUAAGUAUCUCAUUACAAAUAUAUGUUAAAUGUAACGACACAUCCAGUAAAGAGCUUCAUUGCCAUUCAGUUCGUAAAAUUCUGAUUGGAGCUUGAGACCGGGGGGGGGGAGCCUUGUUGCAUAAAUUAUCACUGAUCUCCAUACCUCAGGGGCUUAGACAAAAUCAUGAAGCUAUCGGUGGUCCUAGUAGCCAUGUUCUCCCACCCUCUGAAUACUAGUUGCUGAGCAUCCAAUAACCCCUACCCCAACAGUUUAAAAGUCCACAGAUUGUUUAAUUAGCCAAAGGCAUGGGAGAAGAGGAACUUUUUUUGGCCUGGCACCUAAAAAAUGUGGUAGAGCUACUACAACAUCCUCAGGCUGGCAUCUGCACUGCACCAACCUCCCCAACGCCUUGAUCCCCCAUCCUGGUAAACAGGUCAGCAAGGCAAAAUGGGACAGUCCUGAGCGUAGGUGGGUAGAGACACUGGUGGAGAUUGACUAAGAUCUACUACCUGAGACCAUGGUCUCCUUGUGGCUAAUGGGACGGCUGGCCAUGCGGUCCAUUAGACUCCCUCAACAAAAUGGCGGUCACACUGGAUCAAGACAAAAGGCUUUAAGCGUUAGCACCUGAGCAAGAAUGUGCCUGAUAUGGAUUUAUUCUUGAAUGUAGAAAGCCGGGGCAAUUGAGUGUGACAUUUUACACCACAAUUCUCUCACAGUUUCUCCUCAGAGAUGAGUAGCUCUAGGGGGGCAAUUUUUUGCGGGGAAAUGGCAUGGUUCCUGAUCCCUCCUGCAGUUUCUGUUUCAAAGGCAAAACCAUUGGAUAGGUGAUGAAGUAUUGAACAUACGUCCAACAUUCCUCAGAAAAUAGGGACAUUCUAUUGUUAGGCCUGGGGCCUAGCAGAAUCGUAUUGGCCGCCAGAGGCAUCUAGUCCAAACGCCUGCAAUGCAGGUAUAUUUUGUUCAACUUGGGGCUUGAACCCACAACCCUGAGAUUAAAAAUCUCAUGCUCUACCAAGAAGCAGAGCAACAGGUCACAACGGAGGUCUUAUUUCAGCCUAGAUAAAGUGAGGACCUGAGGCAGGACAUGAACAGGUUGGAGGUCUGGUACUGGACAGGUAUGGAGGGCAGCUGAGGAACUAGCUGGGAGGGAAAGACUUUAUAGCACCUAAUGUGAUGUCAGCUGGCAGUACUUAAGCUGCGACUGUAGCCUAGAGAGUUCCUUUGUCCCUAUAGGCCUAGCCUGGCUGCUGAGAGCUGGUAGCACAGGAAGUAAUGUUGCCUGCAAUAAGUUCUGGUUCAAAACACACAUCCUUGGCAUACAUGUUUAGUGUCAUAUCUAGUUUGGUUCUCAGUCAUCAUCAUCAUCGUCUAUAAGCCUGUUUGGUUUUUGUUUCCUCAGAUUAUAAUAGCAACAUUAGAGAGGUGACUGCAUCCAUUUUAUGCUUCUUUGCGCUCUUCGCUGUGAUCACUCUGAUCCCAAUACUUUGGAAAAACAGGUAAUCCUAAACACUCUUCAUCAAAAGAGUGGUCCUAAGAACACAAUUCACUUCUGGAAUUUCCUCCCAUGCAAACCUUCAUGUUGUGAAACCUUCAUGUUGUGACGUUGCAAAAAGCAGAAAAACAUGGAGUCAGUACAAACUAACGGCUGUUUCAGACAUGAAGUUCAUUGUAGCUACAGUAACUGCAAACCCAGAAAUGUAAUGAGAGGUGCUUCUCAAAAGAGAUGCGUUACCAUAGGGAGCUGGUCUUGUGCACCGGCUCUCAAUUCCUAUACUAGUAAAGGUAAAGGGGACCCCUGACCAUUAGGUCCAGUCAUGACCGACUCUGGGGUUGCGCGCUCGUCUCGCUCUAUAGGCCGAGGGAGCUGGCGUUUGUCCGCAGACAGCUUCCGGGUCAUGUGGCCAGCAUGACUAAGCCACUUCUGGAGAACCAGAGCAGCGCACAGAAAUGCCAUUUACCUUCCCGCCGGAGCAGUACCUAUUUAUCUACUUGCACUUUGACGUGCUUUUGAACUGCUAGGUUGGCAGGAGCAGGGACCGAACAACAGGAGCUCACCCCGUUGCAGGGAUUUGAACCGCUGACCUUCUGAUCGGCAAGUCCUAGGCUCUGUGGUUUAACCUAUACUAGUACGGGUGGACAAAUCACAGCAAGCAGUUGGGGGUUGGCAUAGUUGACUGCUGGCCUGGACUGUUUUGUGUGGAAGAACUUCCACAGAUGGUCCAACCACUAACUGUGCAAUGCACAAGGGGUUUAGGAUAUGGCAUAACCAGGGUUUCACUGGUACAAGGGAGCCUAGACUGGCAAAAAUAUCCCCAACUUUUAACCCAGGGGCUGUCUAAUGAGCAGAACCCACCGCCAAUCUGUCUGGUGCAACAUCCCUAAAAGUGGCAUGCCAGGAUGAGUUUGCUCAAAAUAUAUCUCCAGUGGAUUGUAGACACUGGGUUUUCCAUCCACAUCUGAAAGUUUCAUUGGUAGAAUCCAGUAUAGAAUAAGAUAUUCAGUAAGAGGUUAGGCCUGCAAUGUUCCUCACUGAGGAAAAGGGACUCUCCAAUGGAGCUGCCCAAAAGAUGUUCCCAGCAGGUUCUACUGCCACAGAAUUUUAUGGAUUUAGAAAGCUGGGAACAACAUUUCCAUGGAGGGCUGUUGGUGUUCUUCAUGGCUCAUUCACAAGCAAUGUUGUAAGAAUGUUCGUCAUCACUUCCUUUAUUGUGUUAUCUCUUCUUUUUUCCAGAAUAAAGCCUGCUGUGUGGCCCACCCUCCCUAACCACAAGAAAACUUUGGAUAAACUCUGCCACAAACUAAGAAAGGUUGGUGCUUUUGCCUCUUCUCAUUGCAGGAUAGUAGAAACUAGUACGAUCAAGUCCUUAGCAGUUUUGUGUGGCAGGAUGGGGGUUGGGGCAGAUUUUCUCCCAUUAUCAGUUUUCUUCCUUGUAAAAAUUGCCUUUUUUUUAUUGGCUAUAUUUUAAAAAAACGAAAAAGAUUCAUAUACCUCUUAAUUGAUGAAAGCUUUCAAGCCAUUUACAUAAAACAAUAUAAAAUAUGGAUGGGGGUAAAAAUCAAACUUUAAAAACAAGUAGAUCCGAAGUAUAUCAAAACGUAGAUAAUAUUUGCAGUUUUAAAACUGAUAUGUAUAAUAAAACUACAUGUCUGGGUAGGCUUCCUGUCAGCUGUGGUGGAAGUGCAGUGGCAGAAGUGCAAGAUUAGUUCAACCACUGCGCUCUCUGGUCUCUCCACUGCCUCACUCUUCCAAUAAGCACUGUAUUGGGGCUGAUUGGAGUCCAGGCAUAUUAAGCAAAUUAGGAUUAAAAGAUGUGUGUAUUUGGAGAAACGCAUACUGAUGUGCUGACGAAUUUUCAUAAGGGUUGGUUUUUGUUGUUGUUGUUGUUGUUGCAAACUGAUGCAGAAAUGUAAGAAUGAGAAAAUGAAAGAUAGCACAAUCAACAGACCUGCCUUUCCCCAGCCACAGCAAUGACGCCCUUAUUCUGAUUCCAUAAAGGAGAGCUCUUAGGGCUAGGAAAGUGUCUCACAAACCUUUACUUUCCAAUGGAGGAGGUUUCAUGUGGUUUCUCAGGCUGUGGUACUUCCCACAUAGGAAAUUUACUGCCUGCGAAGCUCUCUCACCCUGAACUGGGUGGGUGGUCUUCUUCGUCACGCUCUCCCAGCCCUCAUUUCCUAUCCAUAAAAUGUGGGAAACAGAAAAUGAAUAAUAGCUUGUUCAUUUUGAGGAUGAACUAGAGGAGGGCCCAGAACCGCUCAGCACUUGGGAAGUUCUCUCAGUAGAAACGAUUAUUGUUUAUUUCAACUGUUUAAGUGGAAUGCAUGCGGAGAGCUCAAAGUGUAGUCUCGUUUACCCUGAGCAGUAAAUCUGCCAAGAGGGCCAGUGUUACGAUCUCUGAACAGGCUGGGAGGACACAGCUUGCCUGAGGCGGCCCAUCAGUGCCGGAUUUACGUAUAAGCUAAACAAGCUAUAGCUUAGGGCCCCACUCUCUUGGGAGCCCCCAAACAAAUUUAAAGGGGGGAAAACUGGAUGCACAUUUCCAAAAUACAAGAUGAAAAACAAAUAAAAUAAAACCUACAUACAGCAACAAUGUUUUGUUUUGUUUUGUGUUGCAUAGGCUCCUAUUUGUUAUGUACAAAUGGCUUUAGAUACCUAUUAGGUCCAACAAAAUGAACUGGACUCAUUGGCAGGUUUUGAAUAAACAUACACAAAUUUAUUAUUGGUAACAUAUAGAUAGAUAAAUUAAGGAUCUUUACAAUUUUAUAAUAUGCAGAGAAUAACUCGUGCUGAAAAAACAGAGAGAGGAGCUGAGGGAAGUCUGGGGGGAGGGGGGUUUCUUUUAUGGAGGGGGUGGGUUAAAUAGGGAGGAAAUGAGGAUGACAUGUUUUUGAUAAAUUGUUAUGUUGAAAUUCCUAACAGAUAUAUAUAUAUAUUUUAAAAAGAUACCUAUUUGGUCCAUAAAUUACCAUAUAGCAUAUAUUCAACACAAAAAACAGCGACAAAUUGUUGUUGACAAAGGACAGCGGGACAUAUAAAGGGCCCCAUUACCUUCAGUAGCUUAGGGCCUCAUCAAACUUAAUCCGGCCCUGCUGUCCAUAGAGGCCUACUCAUGCCGUAGACUCAGAAGGCAGAAUGCUGAGGUGGCAGAAUGACCUGAUCCUUCAAGUUAAAAACUUCCAACAAAUUAUAAAUCCAUACAGCAGUCAAAGCCCACUGUGCCAUGAGAUGUUAGUUUCCAUUUGCACACAGUUUUGUUUUGCUUUCAUAUCUGGAAGUAGCAUUCUCUACCUGUAGUCUGAAGUGGUGCAGUCCAUUCUCUCUCUUUUUCAUAUUAAUUUUUAUUAGAUUUUUCAAAGGUUUUAACAAAUUUACAUCACAAAAAACUGUAACAGUCACUUAUAUUUUUCUUUUUGACUUCCCACCCCUCCCCUGUCACACGAAAUAUCCCCGUAUCCCGGUAGAAUUCCGAAGUAAGCUUCUUCAGUCCCGAGAGUUUGGAAUACGUCCCCAUCCAUAAGGUGGAUAGCAUUCGGGCCAAGUCAGAACGUUUGCUGCUUGCCUGGGAUUUUGAUGUUCCAGAAAAGAUGGGGAAAGGACUGGAACAAAAGAACCUGGUUCAUAUCAACCAUGGGUGGCUGAAACUGCCUCUGGCAUAUGAAGGAAUGUGGCCGGCUGAGACACUGGAUAAGCAUGUGGACAGAAGACUCCUCGCUCCUGAGGAUGACACAUUAAUCAAUGCCAACCCAUACGAGAAAGGUGGUAUUGGAGACCAAGAUGGCGGUAGUGAUGCUCUCCUCAACCAUGCCAGUUCUUCUACGCAUCCCGCUGCUAUCCUGCCUGGACCUGAGUCUGAUAACUGUCUUCAAGCUUACGCAGAUGUAACAGUUCCAAAUAAAGAAGAGGCCUAUGUCACAAUGGCGAGUUUUUUCGAAAACAAGGGGAAUUUUCAAAACUAGCAGCUCUGGCACAUGGCAUGAUUGGGCUCUCCAAGUAUCAUUUUUGGGCAUUGAUCAGUGAGAAGAUUACACCAGUCUUGAAGUUAACCACUAGCCUGGUAACCAUAGGUGACUCGGAAUUCCAUGCAGGCGAGUGCUCCCUGCAUGGAAACCUUGGGGGUUGCUCGAGGAAAUAAGUCUUGUCCUCAGUGUCCAGCUUCUGUCAGCCAUCAGCAAGCGACUUUUCACAGAAUCAUAGAAUUGCAGAGUUGGAAUUGCGAGAGUCAUCUAAUCCAACCCCCUGCAAUGCCGGAAUCCUGCCCGCAGCCAUCCCUGGGUGGGCUCGAACCUUUUUCCAGGCUAGUAACUUUUGUGGACUUGUUUGCAAGGCUGAAUUACAUGACCUGGUUUUCCAUGCUGGCAUCUCUUGCCCUGCCCUGGCUCUGAAUUUUGCUGCUCAGCUUUGUAAUUGACGUGGGUCAGGGACAGGUUCUGGUUUUCUCAUCAUUGUAGCAACACUGGGAAGCUGCACCAGCAGAACCACCGCCUGCUUCAAAGCUCUUGAAUGAAAAAGUACUAUAGGUCAGGUGGGAUCUGAAAAACCUAUAUUUUAGCCUAGCCUCCAGUCUUAGGCAGCAGUGCUUCCAAAUACCAGGAGGGGAAAGUGUUCUUGUGCUCAGGUUAUGCUUGCAGGUUUCCCCCAGGCACCUGGUUGGCUCAUCAGAACAGGAUAUUGGAUUCAAUGGGCCACAGGGCCUGAUCCAGCAGGUCUUCUUGUGUUCUUAUGUCUGCAUUUAGCUAUUUCCCUAAGGUCAAGUUGCCUGUUGCUGUAAACACGAGUCACUGAAAAUAUUUUCUUCUGAGCAAUGCAGUAAAAAUGCUCUGGAAAGAACAGGUACUUACAAUAGUGCUUUGUCAGUUUUUUCAAUGGAGACUUGCCAGAAUAAGGGCUGCAUUCUAAAAUCAUGGAUGUGUACAAAACACUGGGAUGUUUGCAGAGAUUUCAUUAAACCCAGACAAGUUUGCACCUCCAGAAUACUGGAUUGCACCGCUUUGGAGUUUUUAGGACACCCAUUGGCUGUAUCCACCACCUCAAUUGACUUUUGUGAAGAAACAGCCGAAAAGUUGCACAAGAGCUCGUUCGUCGAAAUGGGGUUUCCGUGGGAGAGGCUGCCAAUGAUUUGUACACACUCGGGGGGUUUUUUAGCCUUGCUGCAAAAAUCCAGUUCUCCAGUAAUCCUGAAAAGAGUGGCUGACAGUAGAAAUAUUUUUGAUCUUUUAACAUCUCUAUUCCAAAUGAGUCUGGCACAUGCCAUGCUGUUGAAUUGUGUAGGAUUUUUUUAUUAUUGCAAAGUUGGCUCCUGGCUGAUCAACAUAGCUCUGAUAGAUGGAUCUGCCCUUUAUUAAUUUGUCUAAUCCUCUUAAGAACACAAGAACAGCUCUGAUGGAUCCGGCCAGUGGCCCAUCUAGUUCAUCAUGUUGUUCUCAUAGUGGCCAAACAGGGGCCUGCAAGCAGAACCUAAGCGCAACAGUUCUUAAUGGUUGGCAUCGCAACUUCGGCAAUGAAUUCCGUGUAUGAAUUGUGUUGUGUGAAUAACUCUUGGUUACAUAUGUUACUUCACUGGUGCAUUUUAUAUGUACUGGUUGAUACAGCUAUCAAUUCAUUGCCUGCUACUGUAGCAACAGUUAAAACUUGAAUUCUGUCAUGAAUUGCUGCUUAAUUUCUCACAAGGCCAAGGAUCCUGGAGGCUGACAGUGCAAUCCAGUGUGUAUCUGCUCAGCCACAUUCCAAUCAUUUGCUGUUUACUGAUGAUAUGUUUUUGCUGCUGAAGAUUUUGCUGAAAAUGUAUUGGGUUGGAUAUAAAGAUUACUGUGUGGUUUUUAUUGCAGCGUAUUGAUAUUCUUUCUGAUUUUAUGGGCCAGAAGGGGCACAUUCAGCUUCUAAUAUAUAUGUGUGUGUUUGUGUGUGUAUAUAAACAUAAACACACAGACGCACUCGGACGAAUACAGAUAUGCUAGAAUUUGCUAGCAUGUAUAUGUGCUCAUCUUUCUACUGGUGAAAAAGGUCUCAGGCAUUUGAAAAUGUUUUACAUUAUUUUUUUAUGUAUGUUUGAAAAUGAAAAUGAAGUAAACUCUUGGCGUCAGUGU
Podarcis lilfordi (Lilford's wall lizard) is the source of this 17561-nucleotide messenger RNA. The record is from the annotation of a GenBank genome assembly. Lineage: Eukaryota; Metazoa; Chordata; Lepidosauria; Squamata; Lacertidae.